Pelagomonas calceolata is the source of this 2001-nucleotide messenger RNA. NCBI's taxonomy places the organism in Eukaryota, Pelagophyceae, Pelagomonadales, Pelagomonadaceae. The record is from the annotation of a GenBank genome assembly.
UCGUGACGGCGCGCGUCGGCGGCGUCGGCGUGAGUCGGCGUGAGUCGGCGUGAGUGGUCAGUGGAGGUGCUGGCCAGAUGCUGGAGGGGCGGCGCGUAGGCGGCCGCGGCCUCGUUUUUCGAUCGCGGCGCUGCGCAGCGGUGCCGUGGCUUCACGCACUGCACAAUUCGCGAGUGAUGCGUCCGUCCAGCGCCUGCAAUAGCGCUGGCCACUUUGCUGGAGCUGGAGAGCGACUUUGGCAAAGGCGCCACGGCUAACGAGCGAACGCAGCGCUGCAACUGUGGCACCGGCCGCUCAAUCGCUGGCGCAAGAGUGGCCCCAGGUUACAAAAACGGCACGACGACGCGUGGUGACAGCAGAGGGACAGCCUGGUGACAGAGAGCACCACACCACACGCCGUCGCAGCGAUGAGCGAGCUCGCGAGCCGGCCGCGCGCCAACUCCCUCUCCCAGAUCCAGGCCGACGCCUGGUCCCGCCGCGACGCGCGCAUCUCCGAGAUCAACGCGCAGUGGUCCGCGCGCCUCGACGGAGCCACAAAACCGCCUCCCGCAAAAGCCGUCGAGUGGCCCGCCGAGUGGCCUUCCAGAAGAGCGCCGCCCGCCGCCGUCGAACCUGUCACAAAUGCGGGCGGCUCCUUGCCGCCGUCCACGAGCGUCGAGGCCAUCCCGAACGGCCGCGCCGCCGGCUUGUCCGCCUACUGUGCGACGGUUGUACAAAAAGCGGGCGCGGACUUCGCCGGACCCAUGUACGUGGUAGACCUCGGCGCGGCGGAGAGGCUGCUCGAGGCGUGGCGUUCUGCCUUUCCGCGCAUAGAACCUAGAUACGCCGUCAAGUGCUUCCCGGACUCUCAGUUAAUCAAGGCCCUCGCUACGAAGGGAUGCGGCUUCGACUGCGCGUCCGAGAAGGAGGCUCGGUUGGCGCUCGACGCGGGCUGUCCCCCGUCGAGGAUUGUCUUCGCGAACCCCUGCAAGCUGCCCUCUGAUAUAGCGUUCCUGCACGCGUCCGGCAUAGCGCUGACGACCUUCGAUUGUAUCGAUGAAUUGGACAAAUUAGAGAAAACGAACUGCCGCGUGUUGCUGCGGAUCCGCGCGGACGACUCCGCCAGUCGUUUACCCUUCGGUGCCAAGUAUGGUUGUUUGGAGGGCGAGAUUGCCGGACUCAUAGAGGCCUGUGCAGAACGAUCUAUUAACUUACGCGGCGUCGCCUUCCACGUCGGGUCCGGCGCGCGGUCGCCGAAGGCCUUCGCGGACGCCGUUUGUGCGGCGAAGCGCGUCUUCGACCUGUAUACUACGUUAAGGCCGCAUGCUACACCUUUGGACGUCUUAGACGUGGGCGGUGGUUUUUGUGGUGGUUUUAGUGAUGAUGGCAAUGCGGCCGUGUCGGCGUCCGGUGAUACUACUGUCGUAGAUGCGCUUAAUCAAGCGCUGACAAAGUACUUCCCGCUGGAGCAGUAUCCCUCAUUACAAAUCAUCGCGGAGCCGGGCCGCUACUUCGCCGAGGCGUCUGCCGCGUUGUGCUGUCGGGUGGUCGGUUCCAGAAGCAGGGAGCUCGUCUCCAACGACAGUAGGAGGGAGGAGCGCCAGUGCUGGAUCUCGGAUGGGGUCUACGGCGCGUUUAACGCGAUCGUCUACGAUGGCUGGCUGCCCCACGCCGUCGUCGUCGGCGGUUCGAGCGUGGACGGGUCUGAUGCAUUGACAACGGUUUUCGGGCCGACGUGCGAUUCGCUGGACGUGGUCUUCUCGCGCGUCGAAAACGCUCCUGAAAUACGGCGCGGCGACUGGCUCCUCUUUCCCUGCUGCGGCGCCUACACGAGCGCCGGCGCCUGCGAUUUCAACGGGUUGCCGGCGACCGCUUAUGCAGGGGUACGGACGCGGUACGUGCGGUCGGCGAGCAUGGCGUCUACUCCGAGUGAUGCUGAGCUGCCGGUGAUUUAUUCCGAUAGGCCUCCCUGCGAGGUCCGACGGUACUUCUAGUUUGUUAAUUUGUUGUUCACAGAAAACA